This is a messenger RNA of Lingula anatina, 2395 nucleotides long. Its product is annotated as BBSome complex member BBS1. Gene Ontology annotation, molecular function: patched binding; smoothened binding. Gene Ontology annotation, cellular component: axoneme; BBSome; centrosome. The record is from RefSeq and is a predicted model, not a curated record. Gene Ontology annotation, biological process: non-motile cilium assembly; protein localization to cilium. NCBI's taxonomy places the organism in Eukaryota, Metazoa, Brachiopoda, Lingulata, Lingulida, Lingulidae.
UGUGUACUUCCGCUCUUUGGAUACCAGCGCACAAAAUGUUUUGAAAUGAAUUGAUCAAAUCAAAAUUCUGGACAUCGAUUGAAAAAUAGACCUUAGAAGAUGACAUCUCAGUCCACAACAUCUAAAGACAGCAUAGAUGCAACCAGGGAUGAUGGUAAAUGGCUGAGUGCAUUCUAUGACCCAGUGGCAUCUCUGUAUACGUUUUCCCAAUGCAUCACACUGUCAGAUAUUAAUGCUGAUGGAGACAACAAGCUUAUUAUUGCAGACCUGGGGACAGGUUCCUAUCAGAUGAAAUUGAAAGUCUACAAAGGUACCAACCUUGUAUCAGAGAAUACAUUGAUUGAUCUCCCAACAGGUGUGGCAACAUUUUACAUGGAUCAGAAUGAACCCAGAACACCUGCUGUUGCUGUUGCCUCUGGCCCCUAUAUGUAUGUGUACAAAAACCUUAGGCCAUACUUCAAGUUCACUCUACCAUCUCUUGAAAUCAACCCACUGGAGCAAGAUGUUUGGAACCAAGUGAGAGAUGAAAGGAUUGAUGUAGGAGUAUUAAGAGAAAUGUUGGAAGGAAUGAGGGCAGAGGGCACAAGCCUGACAGUACGUUCUCUUAGAUUUAUCCAGCUGCAGGCAGAAGAUUUGGAAGCCUUUGCCAACCAGUAUAAACACACACCUCUGAAAAAACAGACUGUGAUAACCUCUCUAGGCACUAUGAAGAAGUCUCUGGCAGAGGAGGAUGCCAUCAGUUGUCUAGUGCUGGGAACAGAGAGUAAACAGGUGUAUAUACUGGACCCUGAGGCCUUCACUGUGCUCUCUACAAUGAAUCUCCCUUCAGUACCAGUGUUCCUGAAUGUUUCUGGGUUGUACGAUGUGGAGUUUAGAAUUAUAGUUGCCUGCCGCAAUGGAAAUAUCUACAUGCUUAAAAGGGGAACAAAAAAUGCACGGAGUUGUAUAGAGCUAAACUCCCAGCCUGUGGGAUUAGAACGUAUGGGAAAGAACAUAGUGGUUGGGUGCAUGGAUGAAACAUUACAGUGCUAUACAACCAAAGGCAAAAAGCUAUGGACAAUCAAACUUCCAGCUAGCAUCACUAGCAUGGAGAAUGUUGACCACAAAUCUAAGGGAUUUAAAGCAGUCAUGGUGGCCCUGAGUAAUUGUGAAGUGCACAUCUACAAGGACAAGUACUUAGUGAACAUCAUCAAGACUGAAGACAUAGUGACUGGGAUGAAGUUUGGAAGAUUUGGCCGAGAGGAUGCAUCUCUGAUCAUGACAACUAAAGGAGGUGGAUUGAUAGUGAAAAUUUUGAAAAGAACAGCUGUAUUUGAGGAAAAAGAUGCAACAGCUGGGCCACCUGUGUCACAGAAUAUUAAACUUAAUGUGCCCAAGAAGACAAAGCUGUUUGUGGACCAGACGAUGAGGGAAAGGGAGCAUUGUGUUAGCAUGCACAGAAUGUUCCAGCAUGACUUGUACAGACUGCGCCUGGAUGCUGCCCGCAGUUAUGUCAAGGCUCUGGAAACAAGUAUGAAUCCUGUAUCAACAAACACCACAGAACCCCUAAAGUUGUCUGCACAGGUGCAGGGAAUAGGUCCCACCUUUAAACUGACUGUAAACUUACAGAACACGUCCAUAAGUACAGCCUCCUUUAAUCUCCUCAUAACAUUCCAGUUUGAUGACAGGCUCUAUAAUAUUCACAAGACAUAUAUUCCAGUGCCAAUGCUUGUUCCUGGGUUGAGCUAUGCUUUUGAAACCUUUGUGGACUGUCUCAGUGAUAAAGGAAUUUCUGACACCAUCAAGGUAUUUGUGCUGAGGCAGGGGCGCAGUGUUCCCAUCAUCACAGCAAUGAUCAGUAUGCCAGUCAGUGAGACCAUGGUGGUGGUGUGAGCAAGGCUUGAUGGAGGGAUGGAUAUUUACAACUGUACUCUAUCCCAAUUCAAUAAGCAUAAAGGGUCAGAUAGAAACAACAGUCAAUCUCAGCCCAUUUACUCUUUCAAGUAUUUUUGGUAUUUUUCUGAUACUCCUCUUGUUAGAGUUGAGUAAGGAAGUUUCUGGUUGGUCUCCAAAAACCCCCUAAAGAUGUAGUUGUUGUUGUUGAUUGUGUUCAAAUAAGGCCACAAGAAAUCACAUCCAUGUGUUUUGUAGACACAAUGUGUUGUGUAGACCCCAAAGAUACUUUUGAACCAAUUUGGCAAUACUUAUAAGGACUUUUUUAAAAAGUUUUGCUUAUUUGUGUUGGAUCGAGUCUGCCACACUUAUCAAGUUAUGUACAUAUUUUUUUUACCGGUUUGAUUUUCAUGUCGGAUUUAUUCAUGUGGUAAAAAUCAUAAUUCAAAAUCAUUCUCUUAGACGACAAAAAAAUAAUGAUACUGUAAAUUUACUCAAGUACAAUAAACAGGAUAAUGAGAAA